UCUUCUCUCUUCUUUGCAGAAGCUUCCUCGGACCCUGCAGCUUGUUUUGGCUCCUUGACUCCUCUUCAGGGAUGAAAGAGACGGAUCCUGCAAAGCUGGCGAGGAUGGAAGGGGGAAGAUGGACGGUUGACCUGAUCAGGUUGUCUCCUGCAUCCCUUCCCACAACUUCUGAGCUUUCCCUCUCAGGGACCUCUAAGAAAUCUGAUGGGAAAGAAUUGGAAGGUAGAAACAAGGGGUACCACAACAAAAUCCACAUAGCAGAGAGUUCCUAUAUAUAUUCAGAGUGUGGAGAGAACAUCCAUCAGAUCUCCCAGUCCACCUCCCAUCAAAGAAAGAGCUUCGUUCAGAGGGAUAGCGUCAUUUCAUGUGAAAGAACUCACAGUAGAGAGAAAUUGUAUCAGUGCAGAGAAAGUGGAAAGAGCUUCAGCGAGGGGUCCUAUCUCACUUCUCAUCAAAGAAUCCAUACAGGGGAGAAACCAUGUAAAUACCUGGAGUGUGGAAAGAGCUUCAGUCAUAAGCAAAGUCUCACGUCCCAUCAAAGAAUUCAUACCGGGGAGAAACCCUACCAGUGCUUAGAAUGUGGAAAGAGCUUUCGUCAAAGCGCACAUCUCACUGCCCAUGAAAAAAUUCAUACAGGGGAGAAACCCUACCAGUGCUUUGAAUGUGGAAGGAGCUUUAGUCACAGUUCAGGUCUUACUUACCAUCAAAGAAUUCAUACAGGAGAGAAACCCUAUAAAUGCCUAGAAUGUGGAAAGAGCUUCAGUCUCAGUCACAGUCUCACUGCCCAUCACAGAAUUCAUACAGGGCAAAAACCCUAUCAGUGCUUGGAAUGUGGAAAGAGCUUUAGUCAAAGCGCACAUCUCACUUCCCAUCGAAGAAUUCAUACAGGGGAGAAACCCUAUAAAUGCCUAGAAUGUGGAAAGAGCUUCAGUCUCAGGCAGAGUCUCACUAUCCAUCAAAGAAUUCAUACAAGGCAAAAAACCUAUCAGUGCUUGGAAUGUGGAAAGAGCUUCCGGGAGGUGACUAUGCUCUCUUCCCAUCAAAGCAUUCAUACAGGGGAGAAACCUUUUCAAUGCCAUGAGUGUGAAAAGAGCUUUCUUCAGAGAGCCACUCUCACUGCCCAUGAAAGAACUCAUACAGGUCAGAAACCCUAUCACUGCUUCGAAUGUGGGAAGAGCUUCAGUCAAAGCUCAAAUCUCAAGAAGCAUCAAAGAAUUCAUACUGGGAAGAAACCCUAUCAGUGCUUGGAAUGUGGGAUGAAGUUCAAUCGAAAGGAUAGUCUAAGUGCCCAUCAAAGAAGUCAUACAGGUCAGAAACCAUAUCAGUGCUUUGAAUGUGGGAACAGCUUCAGUCAAAGCUCGAAUCUCAAGACCCAUCAAAGAAUUCAUAAAGGCGAAAGACCCUAUCAAUGCCUGGAAUGUGGAAAGAGAUUCAGUCGAAAGGAUGGUCUCAGUUCGCAUGAAAGAAUUCAUACAGGAAGGAAACUCUAUCAGUGCUUCGAAUGUGGAAAGAGCUUCCGGGAGGGGAAUAAGCUCUCUUUGCAUCAAAGAAUUCAUACAGGGGAGAAACCAUAUCAGUGCCUGGAAUGUGGAAAGAGCUUCCGUUUCAGGGAGAGUUUCAUUUCACACCAAAGAAUACAUACAGGGGAGAAACCUUAUCAGUGCCUGGAAUGUGGAAAGAGCUUUCGUCAGAGAGGUGAUCUCACAACCCAUCGAAGAAUUCAUACAGGGGAGAAACCAUAUCAGUGCAUUGAAUGUGGUAAGAGCUUCACCAAAAAAGCAAGUUUCACUUCCCAUCGAAGAAUUCAUACAGGGGAGAAACCCUAUAAAUGCCUAGAAUGUGGAAAGAGUUUCCGUCUCAGGCAGAGUUUCACUUCCCAUCAAAGAAUACAUACAGGGGACAAACCCUAUCAGUGCUUGGACUGUGGAAAGAGCUUCAGUCGGAAGGAUCAUCUCACAACCCAUCGAAGAAUUCAUACAGGGGAGAAACCCUAUCAGUGCUUGCAAUGUGGAAAGAGCUUCACCCAAAAGGGAAGUAUCACUUCCCAUCGAAGAAUUCAUACAGGGGAGAAACCCUAUAAAUGCCUAGAAUGUGGAAAGAGCUUCAGUCUCAGGCAGAGUCUCACUACCCAUCAAAGAAUUCAUACAAGGGACAAACCCUAUCAGUGCUUGCAAUGUGGAAAGAGCUUCAGUCGGAAAUAUCAUCUCACUACCCAUCAAAGAAUUCAUAGAGAGAAGACCAAGAAAGAAAAGUAAUAAAGCAAAAAUUAUUAAGCAACCCGUAUGAAACACAGUUGUAUGGGAAAGAGAAUGGGGCGGGGGAGAAUAAAUAAAAAUACCCUUCAUCACGUUUGCAUCAUAUAACAAUAGAAUGGGAAACACCACAGAUCUAUUCAAGAAAAUUAGAGAUAUGAAAGGAACAUUGCGUGCAAAGAUUACCAUAAUAAAGGACAAA
This is a messenger RNA of Lacerta agilis (Sand lizard), 2454 nucleotides long. Its product is annotated as zinc finger protein 850-like. The transcript has 3 exons. NCBI's taxonomy places the organism in Eukaryota, Metazoa, Chordata, Lepidosauria, Squamata, Lacertidae. Bases 72 to 2255 code for a protein of 727 amino acids. Gene Ontology annotation, biological process: regulation of transcription by RNA polymerase II. Gene Ontology annotation, molecular function: RNA polymerase II cis-regulatory region sequence-specific DNA binding; DNA-binding transcription factor activity, RNA polymerase II-specific. The record is from RefSeq and is a predicted model, not a curated record.